Messenger RNA from Triticum aestivum (bread wheat), 1142 nucleotides. RefSeq names its product eukaryotic translation initiation factor 3 subunit G-1-like. The record is from RefSeq and is a predicted model, not a curated record. Gene Ontology annotation, molecular function: RNA binding. Lineage: Eukaryota; Viridiplantae; Streptophyta; Magnoliopsida; Poales; Poaceae. The transcript is spliced from 2 exons. Bases 90 to 881 code for a protein of 263 amino acids.
CUCUGAUGGUUUAUGAUUUCAAUUGAAUUGUUUAUUCUCCACCCUGAACAUGUUUAGUUCACUGCUACUGUACUAUUAAUCUGUGGUCUAUGUUUUCUUUGAUUUUCUUUGUUUUAUUCUUUCUUGCAGAGCAAUAUGAUGAAGAGGAGGAAGACAUUGUGGACAUCAAGGUGGAGCAACUGGAUCGCCCGCCGCUUCCACCGCGUCAGGUCAUCGGACCUGACGAACAUGGGUUCAAGCGCUACGUAGACUAUUCUUGGGUGGGGAAUCGCAAGGUCCGGACAGUGACCACCACGCGAGUGCACAAGAUAGCAACCGUGCGCGUUAGCAAAAGGGUUCUGGAACGCCGUAAGACCUGGUGUAAGUUUGGAGAUGCGGAGAACGAUGACAGGGAGAUAGCGAAGAUCCGGCUUCUAAGGACAAGUACAUCCGGCAUCGUGAAGCUUGAGAGGCCCCCAAACUUCAUCCCAUCAGCCAGUGUCCCUUCAGCCCCUAGGCUGUCGCCGACGAAGGCAGCCUCGGCUGCACGCGAACAAGUUCUUGCAAAGGGAGGACCGGCCGUGGCUGCUGCCAGGGCGGCUGCGGCAGCGGGAGCUGAAGCCCGCGGACUCGACGUUUACCCAGGCGAUACCAAGACAGAGAGUGAGUGCUUCGUGGUCAGGAUUGAUCAGUUACCGUUGGAGUCCACAGAAGACAAUGUUCGCGUGCUGAUGGAGCAGUUCGGUGGGGUGAAGCAUGUGUUCAUUGCAAGACACCCGAGGACCAGAGCGUCUCUUCGGUAUGCGUUCGUCUACUUCUUCGAGAAGGAAGAUGGAGAAGCAGCGGUCGAAGCUCUCUCUGAUGGGCUGGAAGCAAGGGUGGUCGGGAUGCUUACAUGUUAAACUGUCCGGUGGGAAUUAGUGUGGCAGUUAGAGGUUACUGAUGUGGGUUGUCCAAUUGGUAUUUCUCUAGAUAAGAGUCCAGUCUUUGUUGUGGUAUAGAGUUCAGUCGUGUUGAGAUGAACUGUCCAGAUAGAGUCCAGUGAUGUUGAGUGAUGUCAGACCACUUGCGAAUGAAGUUGAAUGGUUAUUUGCCUUGUCCGUGUGAUGAAUUUGUGUGAGUUUCGUGGAUACUAUUGUUGUGUUCUUAUCACUUUUAGGAUG